Molecule: messenger RNA, 1833 nt
Organism: Guyanagaster necrorhizus
Lineage: Eukaryota; Fungi; Basidiomycota; Agaricomycetes; Agaricales; Physalacriaceae
Exons: 14
Coding region: 1-1833 (610 amino acids)
Molecular function (GO): oxidoreductase activity; FAD binding
Source: RefSeq, a predicted model, not a curated record
AUGUCUCCUAGCGCUCUUGCAGAAACCUCAGUCGAUGUCCUCAUCAUCGGUGCAGGCCCGGCAGGUUUAAUGUGCGCCAAUAGCCUUGCUAGGGCUGGGGUCAACUUUCGCAUUAUCGAUCAGAGGUCCAGCAAAGUUGCAGCAGGGCAGGCUGACGGUGUGAUGCCCAGAACAAUCGAAAGCUAUGGACUUGCCCAGCGGCUGCUUGACGAAGGGAACCAGAUACACAUGGCGGCAUUCUAUAACCCGUCGGCGGAUGGCGGAAUCAAGCUCACUGACCGGGUCCCUGGGAUCACCGCCGAGAAUGCGAGGUAUCCUUUUGAAGUCACCCUCCAUCAAGGCGCCAUUGAGGCUAUAUUUUUGGACUCGAUGCGAUCUAUGGGCGUCCAAGUCGAGCGACCGAUUGUGCCGGUAUCUCUGGAAAUCACAGAAGACGUCGUGGAACGGAGCGACCCCAACGCCUAUGCCGUUCGGGUAGCAUGGGAGUUUCCUUUCACUCCAAAUACUGGACUGAUGACAAUACGUAGUCAUCUGGACCCCGCUCCAGGUCAAGCUCCCAUUGAGAUAGUCAAUGCAAAGUUUGUUGUUGGCGCUGACGGCGCUCACUCAUGGGUCCGCAAAACCCUUAAUAUUUCCAUGGAUGGAGAACAAACGGAGUAUAUCUGGGGUGUCAUUGACGUGAUUGCAGAUACCGACUUGCCCGAUUUUCGUAACAAAGCUGCGAUACAUUCUAUCAAUGGCUCUUGUAUGGUCAUCCCACGAGAAGGAGAUAAGAUCAGGCUGUAUAUUCAGCUGGAAGGGAAAGACGUUAUCAAUGCUGACGGUAGAGUGGACAAGUCGAAAAUGGGACCGGAAAAGAUCCUAGAGGUUGCCAGGCGAUCAUUCUAUCCGUAUACUAUCAAAACGCCUAAAGAGUUGGACUGGUGGACCAUUUACAUCAUCGGUCAGCGAGUUGCAUCCAGAUACUCCGUUAGCGAACGCGUUUUCAUCUCCGGUGAUGCAUGCCAUACUCAUUCGCCUAAAGCUGGCCAAGGAAUGAAUGCGAGCAUAAAUGACACGCACAAUUUAGCCUGGAAGCUUGCUUAUGUCCUGCGCGGUUGGGCGGAUCUCUCCCUGCUCAAAACGUACGAAUCAGAGAGGCGACAAUACGCACUGGAUCUCAUCAACUUUGACAAGAAAUUUGCCAAGCUCUUUUCAGGUAAACCGAUCAGCAAGGAGUACAAGAAUGGCGUCUCUCAUGAAGAGUUCCUCCGGGCCUUCCAAACAUUUUCAGGAUUCUCGUCAGGGAUUGGAAUACAUUAUACCGAGUCGAGCAUCGUCAAUAGUACAUACCAAGAUGUUGCGUCCAAGCUUAUCGUAGGAAAGCGUGUACCGCCUGAGAUGGUCCUUCGAGCAACCGACUCACGUCCAUUCAACAUCCAAGAUCUCCUCCCAUCUGAUGCUCGAUUCAAGCUUCUCGUCUUCACCGGAGACACAUCACGCGCAUCUACUCUUGCCACUCUACAGCAGUCCGCUGACGACCUCCAGUCCAUUCUAACCAGAUACUGCGCAGCAGGAUCAAUCACAUCCGUGUUCGACAUCAUCUCAAUCAGCUCUGAGAGCAAAGCGACGAUUUUGUAUAACGCGCUACCUCCUCUGUUGAGGUCUCAUUGGACGAAGGUUUAUGUAGCCAAUAUUAAUGGCCUCCAAGACGACAAUGUCUACGCCAGAUACGGAGUUGCUGCCGAUGGCGCAGUGGUGGUUGUUCGCCCCGAUGGAUACGUCGGGAUGAUGAGGCCACUGCAAAAGAUCGAAGACUUGAACUCAUAUUUCCAGUUGUUCAUGGAAUGCUGA